Messenger RNA from Rhizophagus irregularis DAOM 181602=DAOM 197198, 691 nucleotides. RefSeq lists its product as uncharacterized. Lineage: Eukaryota; Fungi; Glomeromycota; Glomeromycetes; Glomerales; Glomeraceae. The record is from RefSeq and is a predicted model, not a curated record.
GGGUGGUGUAAAAUCAAGUGGCGCACAUAAAAGAGAGGUUGAAAAUAUGGAAGAAUUCUCUGGAUAAAUAACGGAGAGAAAAAAGCAACCUUCUUUAGCAGGACCAUCAUUUGCUUCUUCUUCUUCUUCUUCAAGUACAAAAGGUAAAGAAAGAACCUUCAUGAUGUCAAUUGUACCCAUCAUAUAUCCUAAUCUUUAUGAUGAUGUCGAUCUACCAAGGUUGAGUCCAAAUAAAUUUCAAGAUAGUUUCCAUUUUGUGAAUGGUAAAUUACCUUUAAUACGUAGAAAUCAUCGUGAUCAAAUCUAUAAUGCUAUAAUGAAAGCACUCAAUGAAGAAAAUAGUUCUAGAGGUCUACAUAUUUAUGGACCUUCCGGUUUGGGAAAGUCUUACAGCUUGUAUUAUCUUGUUUCAGAACUUCGUUUACAACAUGACUAUAGAGUAACGUGUAUUAAUAAUUGUGAAGGGUGGUGGUCAUCUCAUCAAAUUGAACCUUAUCAAUACCUAUUAAAUGAACUUUUAUGUACUUUCAACAAAGAUGAAUUAACCCCGCUUACCAUAACUGAUUGAGUUGAACUUGUAAUGUAUGAAUUAAAAAUAAUGUACAUUACAAGUUGUAUGAUGAAAGUUUAUUACAUAAUGCAAAGGUUAAUAGAAUCAUUGAACUCUUAAACAACCCGAGACAAAUACUAG